This is a messenger RNA of Scomber japonicus (chub mackerel), 1541 nucleotides long. RefSeq names its product fibroblast growth factor receptor 1-A-like. The transcript has 8 exons. Lineage: Eukaryota; Metazoa; Chordata; Actinopteri; Scombriformes; Scombridae. The record is from RefSeq and is a predicted model, not a curated record. Gene Ontology annotation, cellular component: plasma membrane. Bases 382 to 1149 code for a protein of 255 amino acids. Gene Ontology annotation, molecular function: fibroblast growth factor receptor activity; fibroblast growth factor binding.
AAUUUGACCCAGGAGGACGACAGGAAGGUUAAAAGAUAACGUACUCCUCUCAGCAUGUAACACUGAGUCACCAUGCUUCUAAAUUGUUUUGGUGAUGAGUGGAAAUUAAUCUUUAACAUUAAACCAAUUCACGUUGUGUGUUAGAGAGUUGGAUUUUGGACCAACAAACAAUCUUUCAUUCAUUUUAUUUUCUCUUCUUGGAAACUCCCACAGUAGGCGUGUCUUCUCUGCGAGUGUAUACAUUGAGACAACACCGAGGCCACACACAGAAAAGUUGACUUCAGUAAAUGUUAUUUUAAAUCCAGGUGUUGUCGUUCAGCACUGCAGAAACAUCUGGAUUUACGGGAUCUAACAUCUGGAGCCACAGCUGUUGAGGACGAGAUGUCUUCUUCUCCUCGCCACUGCCGCCGCCUGCUACUGCUCUUCUGGAUCCUGCUGGUUCAGUUUCCUCAGACUCAGUCCAGACCGGCCACCGAGGACACUGACACGGACACCGAGUUGGCGCCUCAGUGGGUAACGCCGGAGAAGAUGGAGAAGCGGUCCUUCGUCAUUCCUACCAGAAAGACCGUAAAGUUUCGUUGCCAAGCGUCAGGAAACCCCGUCCCCUCCCUGCGCUGGUACAAGAACGGCAAAGAGGUCAGGAAGGAUCAGAGGAUCGGAGGGUUCAAGAUCAGAGACCACACGUGGACUCUCAUCAUGGAGUCAGUGGUCCUGUCUGAUGAAGGCAACUACACCUGUGUGGUGGAGAAUGAAUACGGGAGCCUGAAACACACCUAUCAGCUGGAUGUCCUACAGAGCUGUCCUCACAGACCCAUCCUGCAGGCGGGUCUGCCGGCCAAUCAGACGGCCGUGGUCGGCAGUAAUGUGGAGUUCGCUUGUCGAGUGUUCAGCGACCCGCAGCCUCACAUCCAGUGGCUCAAACACAUCACCGUCAACGGCAGCCGAGUCGGACCGGAUGGACACCCGUACGUCGACAUACUGAAGACUGCAGGUUUGUACACGCCAGUUAAAGGACUGGAAGUUUUGACUCUGAAGAACGUGACGCUGAAGGAUUCAGGAAAGUACUCCUGCCUGGCCGCAAACUCCGUCGGAUUUUCGUAUAACUCGGCCUGGCUCACUGUGAUCGACGGUGAAGAACCUGGUCAAUAAUGAAAUCCAACUCACACCAUACCCAAAUCCCAUAUUUUCUCCCUUUAACCUCCCAUCAUCGUCCAGCCCUUCCCAUUCCACCACGCUGGAAACAACCAUCGACCAAAAGCUGCCAAACCCCCAAAACUUCUUUGAAUCAUCGCGUUUGUGAGUCUGACUGAUAUGUGCAGGUCCAGGCUGCAAUACUCAUAUCAAUAAUGUUCUCCCCCAGGAAAAGUUCAGAUGCCCUGACACUACAAAUGGGGACUGCAAACGAAUUAACCUUUUCUCAGGCAGAUCAGAAGAGGCUGCAUUACACCCCAGACCAGUCAGGAGGGAUUGGACGCCCUUAGAAGCUGUGAAAUUUGGUGACAUUUAUUGAUUAAAUAAAUGACUGUUUGUUUAAAAAAAAA